Messenger RNA from Piliocolobus tephrosceles (Ugandan red Colobus), 1927 nucleotides. RefSeq names its product sestrin 3 (gene SESN3). Gene Ontology annotation, biological process: cellular response to leucine starvation; cellular response to L-leucine; regulation of response to reactive oxygen species. Gene Ontology annotation, molecular function: L-leucine binding; oxidoreductase activity, acting on peroxide as acceptor. The transcript is spliced from 10 exons. Gene Ontology annotation, cellular component: nucleus. Bases 333 to 1811 code for a protein of 492 amino acids. The record is from RefSeq and is a predicted model, not a curated record. Lineage: Eukaryota; Metazoa; Chordata; Mammalia; Primates; Cercopithecidae.
GCUGCGGCGGCGGCGGUGGCGGUGGCAGCGGUGGCGGCUGCUAGUCCUAGCCUGGCGGGGGCGGGGGUCUGGAGGAUGGGGGCGGGUGGAACAACGGGCCGGUGAGGAGCAGCCGCCGCCGUCUCCGCCGUCGCUGGGGCAGCUGCCGCGGUGGUCGCCUCUGGCAGUGCCGAUCGCUUUCGGGCAGUCGCCUCUCCUCCCGACAUCCCGCCUUGAGGAGGCUGAGGCGGAAUCGCGGCUGGCGGCGGGGGGACGGACCGGCCCCGCAGUGGCCGCAGUGACAGCCCGGACCCGGCCCUCCGCCCGCUUGCUCCUCGGCGCCCGCAGCCACGAUGAACCGGGGCGGCAGCAGCCCGUCGGCCGCCGCCAACUACCUGCUCUGUACCAACUGCCGGAAAGUGCUGCGGAAGGAUAAAAGAAUCAGAGUAUCUCAACCCUUGACAAGAGGACCAAGUGCCUUUAUUCCAGAGAAGGAAGUUGUCCAAGCAAACACAGUGGAUGAACGUACUAACUUUCUUGUGGAAGAAUACUCUACAUCCGGUCGUCUGGACAACAUCACACAGGUCAUGAGUUUGCACACUCAGUACCUGGAGUCUUUCUUGCGGAGCCAGUUUUACAUGUUGCGCAUGGAUGGUCCCCUUCCUCUACCAUACAGGCACUAUAUUGCAAUAAUGGCUGCAGCUAGACAUCAGUGUUCUUACUUAAUAAACAUGCAUGUGGAUGAAUUUUUAAAGACUGGAGGUAUUGCUGAGUGGUUGAAUGGUUUGGAAUAUGUGCCACAAAGACUGAAAAAUCUUAAUGAAAUUAAUAAGCUGCUAGCACACCGACCUUGGCUGAUCACAAAAGAGCACAUUCAGAAACUUGUCAAAACUGGAGAAAAUAAUUGGUCUCUGCCUGAACUGGUACAUGCUGUGGUCCUCCUGGCACAUUAUCAUGCUUUGGCAAGCUUUGUUUUUGGUAGUGGUAUCAAUCCAGAGAGAGAUCCAGAAAUCUCCAAUGGAUUCACGCUAAUAUCAGUCAACAAUUUCUGCGUUUGUGAUCUUGCUAAUGACAACAACAUAGAGAAUGCAUCUCUUUCAGGCGGCAACUUUGGGAUUGUGGAUUCUCUAAGUGAGCUAGAGGCCUUAAUGGAAAGGAUGAAAAGACUUCAAGAAGAAACGGAAGAUGAAGAGGCGUCUCAGGAAGAAAUGAGCACUCGUUUUGAAAAGGAGAAGAAAGAAAGUCUUUUUGUGGUCUCUGGAGAUACUUUUCAUUCAUUUCCUCAUUCAGAUUUUGAGGAUGACAUGAUUAUAACAUCUGAUGUCUCUCGAUACAUUGAAGACCCUGGUUUUGGUUAUGAAGACUUUGCGAGACGAGGAGAAGAGCAUUUGCCAACAUUUCGAGCUCAGGACUAUACCUGGGAAAAUCAUGGGUUCUCCCUGGUGAACAGACUUUAUUCUGACAUUGGACAUCUUCUUGAUGAAAAGUUUCGGAUGGUCUACAAUCUCACAUAUAACACUAUGGCCACCCAUGAGGAUGUUGACACAACCAUGCUGCGCAGAGCUUUAUUUAACUACGUUCACUGUAUGUUUGGAAUCAGGUAUGAUGACUAUGAUUAUGGAGAAGUUAAUCAAUUACUUGAAAGAAGCCUGAAGGUUUACAUUAAAACAGUGACCUGCUAUCCUGAGAGGACUACAAAACGCAUGUAUGAUAGUUACUGGCGGCAGUUCAAACACUCAGAAAAGGUUCAUGUCAAUCUACUUUUAAUGGAAGCACGAAUGCAAGCUGAACUUCUUUAUGCUCUUCGUGCCAUAACUCGGCAUUUGACCUGAAGUAUCACCCAAGGAAAAUGUCAUACAUGUGUAAAGACCUUUCACAUAAGAUAAAUAUCAGAAGUUAUUUGUGAUAUAACAUCAAAAAUUAUUCAGUUCUCUAAUGUCAAAGUUUA